AUGGAUGAAAAAGUAUUUUCCAGGGCAAACCCUGUUCAGGGGAAUAUUCAGGAUGUCAAUCAGCAGGUGUGGGUCCUUAGCCAGACCCUCAAAGCAGUCCCAAGGAAGCACCUUAUGGAUCCAGUCACUGUUAGCUUAAUCUCAUGCAAUUAUACGGAGACACUUGAGGACAGAGGGAAUCCCGUCUACCUGGGACUGAAGGAGCCGGAGCUCUGCCUAUUCUGCACGGAGGUCAAGGGGCAGCCCACACUGCAGCUUAAGGAACAGAACAUAAUGGAUCUGUACCACCGAACUGAGCCUGUGAAGCCCUUUCCCUUCUACCAUGACCAGAGCAGCAGUACCUCCACCUUUGAGUCUGUAGCCUUUCCUGGUUGGUUCAUUGCUUCCUGCUCCAAUGGAGGCUGUCCUCUCAUUGUUACCCAAGAACUGGGGAAAGCCUACACCACUAACUUUUGGUUCACUGUACUUCAGGCUUAA
Molecule: messenger RNA, 477 nt
Organism: Balaenoptera ricei (Rice's whale)
Lineage: Eukaryota; Metazoa; Chordata; Mammalia; Artiodactyla; Balaenopteridae
Product: interleukin-36 alpha-like
Biological process (GO): cellular response to lipopolysaccharide; positive regulation of gene expression; inflammatory response to antigenic stimulus
Molecular function (GO): cytokine activity
Source: RefSeq, a predicted model, not a curated record